Molecule: messenger RNA, 641 nt
Organism: Seminavis robusta
Lineage: Eukaryota; Bacillariophyta; Bacillariophyceae; Naviculales; Naviculaceae
Source: the annotation of a GenBank genome assembly
AUGAAAAAUGGUUGUCCAUGGGAUGGAUGGACAUGUGAAGAAGCUGCUGAGAACGGACAUUUGGAAAUCUUAAAGUGGGCUCGUGAAAAUGGUUGUCCAUGGAAUGAAGGACAUGUAUCUGUGCUGCGAAUGGAUUUGGAAAUUCUAAAGUGGGCUCGUGAGAAUGGUUGUCCAUGGGUGGGACAUGUAAAGCUGCUGAAUGGACAUUUGGAAAUCUUGAAGUGGGCUCAUGAGAAUGGUUGUCCAUGGAAUGAAAGGACAUAUCAUUUUGCCUGGAUAAAUGACCGCAGGGAAAUGAUGCAGUGGCUACGCGACAAUGGCUGCCCUGGGUCUCACAAUGACGAUGAAGGACACUAAUAUUUAAGCAUCACUCAUGUUGUCCUCCCAGAGAGUCAAAUUUUCUGAAUCUCUCACUCGCUCGUUGCUGAAAUCGUAUAGCCCAGCAGCUACGGUAUGAUUAGUCUCACAUGUAGUUGGUUUUCAAUCAUCUAGCUAGCUAGCUAGUCUCGAUGCAAGGAGCACGGCAGCACUUAGGUUCCAUCCAACCAGGAGAAAUGGGGUGUCAUCUACCAUUCAUUUUGUUUGUUCCGGUACUGUACUGUACAGCUGUUCAUCCUGACUAUAAAAUAAACACUAACAGG